AUGGACGAGGUGAAACGUCCGGUGCGGCCGAACUUCGCGGAAGAUGUUUACGGAACCCCAUCAACAGAACGCUCGGAUAACAGCGGGAUCAGCGAAAUGUCCGAAUCUUCGUUGGCACAACGACGAGCUGCCGUUUUGCCGAAGUUGAAAGACUUAAGAAAUGGGGAAAUGCAUGGGAAAUUGGAAACCGAACGCGAUCAUCAGGCAGAAAUCGGCGACUUGGCUUUCACGUAUGAGGAUGCUGAUGAGUAUCACAAUGAACUCGCCGAAUUAUAUGCUUACUCGGAAAUGGAAGAGUUUGGCAAGAAUGCUCAUGCUUACAAGGCGUUUCUAGAAAGCUCUGAGGAUUUUAACAGCAAAUUUGGCAACUCAUUUGUUGAUCUUGGACGCCAAAAGCAACUCGACGUGCUGAAUAUUUUGUGCGCUCGAUUUGAUUCGGCUUCAGCAGAAGAGCGUUUGUCUGCAGCUCGUGCUUUUCUCUACGUGCUUCAGGGAGCUUUUAUGGAUUACGAUGAGGAAGAAGAUUUACAAUUGGAUAACAGUGGAAAUAUCUUUGCGCAGAAUCCAAGUUCAAGUGGAAUCAACAACGAUUGCCUAAUUCGAGCCGCAAAAUACGGCUACCUGGCUGCAGAAGUUGGGGCUCUGGAGGCGUUGACGAUGAUGUUGUUACGGGAAAUUGAAGAGCCUUUUGAUCAAGAGGGUUGCGAGAGCAAAGUAAACUCCAGCUGGCAACUCAGCUCAACGGAUCUUUCUGAUCAUUCCAAGCGAAACAAGAGAAGUGCGACUCUAGUGGAUAAUCAAGCGUUGAGAACCGUUCUAAGUGCCAUGUAUCAUUUGGUCGAGACAAUUCGGCGAAAAGAACUAAUUGAUGCAAUAACUGAUACGACGGAGAGUCGCGAACAUUUACGUUCUGUUCGGGUCUCAUUUUUGGAAGAUUUAGAGCGUCCCUUGCUUUAUCUGAAUAAGCCGCUUCUGAUUGUUUUGUUCGAUAUGAUGACGCCGUUUUAUAGUGGGAUUUCUCCGCAUUUUCCGGUCAAAAAGAUCUUUUUGCUGACAUGGAAAAUUAUUCUGGCGACAUUUGGUGGUUGGCAAGCGGCAUUGGCGGAUAAGAAUGCUCUUCGACGAAAAGCUGGACUCUCGAUAUUGGAGGAUACUUUGGAAGUGGCGCGUCACAUGAAAGCUUGUUCGCUUCCCGAUGGCGAUGGGCCAAUUGGGGGAUUUCGAGGAGUGCGUAAAACUAUGCCCGGUCGAAUGCUUGGAAGGCAAAUGGCUUACACCGAGACCGAUGGAGAAGAUGUCAAUGAGUUAGAUGGCUCCGCUGAUAUCUCCGGAUCUGAGACACCAGUUCCUGGAGACGAGGCACUUACACCAAUUUCAAGCUCUUCAUCCAUGAGUACCGAAGGUGAAGGCGAAAGAACUCCAACAGCAACAUCCCCUUCAGAGUCUCGGCAAAUCCGAAGACUACCUUGGAGCGGAAAAGUGCGGAAAGAUGACAUCGAUGUUUUUAUGCAACAUGCUCGUAAGAAAUUCUUCAGUUAUGAGCUUUCGGGAGAUAUCGACACGGUUUUUGGACUUCCACCGCCAAUACUUUCUAGUUUGAAGGUUCUCAAAAAACAUUUAUAUGUUUCUUUGGGAGAAGUGCAGCUGAAACAAGAGGAGGAAUUAAAUCGAUAUGUAUUCUCCAAGAAAGAAGAUGUGAUUGGGAAUAAAACCGAGUUGAUCUAUCGACAAUUGCUCCCGACGAUGUCUAAUUAUGUUGUUGCGUUGCUGAAAGUGCUCUUGGCGGCGGCUCCGAGUAGUAAAGCCAAAGGGGAAUCGGUGAAUAUCUUUUGUGAUGUGUUGACUCCUGAAACUGAUGCAAUCGACGUCUUGUCAUCUUCGAUGUCCCUUGAUCGAUGCGGAAUCAACCCACUGGAAGAAAGCGUCCGACUUGCCAUCGAUAUUCAUCGGCACAAAGAGAUUGUUGUAAAAGCUGCCUCGUCAGUCAUCAUUUUGCUACUCAAACAUUUCAAGCUCAACCACGUGUUCCAAUUUGAGGCGUUUGCUCAGCAAUUGAUCUAUUGCAACGGGAUUCCUCUGAUGUUGAAAUUCUUGGACCAAAACAUGAUUCGCUACAUUCAAUCUCGCCACGAAAUUCAUCCCUACAACUAUCCACAAUGUGCAAUUUAUUGGGCUCGUAAUAAAGAAGAAUUUCCAUCACUUAAUGCGGAUAAUGUGGAGAUUGGACCGGCGGCGGAGGGUUAUUAUUUAUGGAGAAAUGUGUUCAGCUCAAUCAACAUGGUUCGAAUACUAAACAAAUUGACUAAAUGGAAGUUGGCAAGGACAAUGAUGCUGGUGGUCUUCAAAAGUGCUCCGAUUUUAAAACGGUGUCUCAAGAUUCGUGUGGGAUUGUUCCAACUUUACACAUUGAAGUUGUUGAAGAUGCAGGCUCGCUAUUUGGGAAGACCGUGGAGACGCUCGAAUAUGGAUAUCAUCUCGGCAAUCUAUUGCACCGUUCGACACAGGCUUGCUGACGAUUGGGCAUUCGCUAAUGAUCCUCGAUCGAAAUCUUGGGAUUUUCAGACGGAUGAAUCAUCACUCAAGUCCCUGAUUGAGCGCUUCCAUUCACGGCGGUACUCUAAAAUUCAUCCUGCAUUUGCUAUCGAAGUCAAUGAAAACGUUGUUCCUGGCGACAACUAUUUGAAUCAUGUGGAUUUGCGGGAAUAUGAGCCAGUCGACAAUUGUUCUUUCUCAGUUCUUGGUAAAGACAUGGAUCUUCCGGACAACUUCAAGGAUAACUACGAGCUUUGGCUGACACGAGAAGUCUUCAGGAAUCAAAUCGAUUGGGAUCAAUUUCUUUCAGAGGGAAAACCGGAUCGCAAUGCG
This is a messenger RNA of Mesorhabditis belari, 2865 nucleotides long. NCBI's taxonomy places the organism in Eukaryota, Metazoa, Nematoda, Chromadorea, Rhabditida, Rhabditidae. The record is from the annotation of a GenBank genome assembly.